AUGUUGCUCUACAGAUUACUGCGAUCUUUUGCGAAUAUCCUUAGCCUAUAUGUGUUGUUGGUGGCGUGUCAAACGAAUAAUCCAAGUAAAACUAUAGAUUAUGUUACAUCGUUAAAGGAUAAGCUGCAGUUACUGGAACAAAAUGGGAAAUUAUUGCUGAAUAAUUACGAAUACAUUGAGAAAUUGCAAGCGAAGGUUAAGACACUGCAAAAGCUGGUCAAGCACUUGCAACAGCCACAACUGGCAGCUAAAGGUGAAGAGGAGGAAUUCCUCUCCAAUCCUAUGAACAGUUUGUCGCUUAUAAGACAAAUGCAUGCAGAUUGGACUCAUGUGGAGAAGUUGAUGGAACAACCAGUUGGUCAAAAACAAAUGGAUUAUAUUCGGCGAAUGAAUGAGCGAAAACCAAAUCAGGAAAAUGUUGAGCAAGCCUUGGUUGCCAUGCAUCGCCUAGCUUCAAGUUAUGAGCUGGAUGCUGCUGAUAUUGCCAGCGGAUUGCUUGACGGCAUGCAAACAGAUGCAAAGCUUUCACCACUCGAAUGCUAUGAAAUGGGAUUGCUCUAUUACAAUGGAUCGCUUUAUUACGGAUCAAUCGAGUGGCUGGAAACAGCCAAAGAGUUAAUGGAUAAAGCUCCAUCUGAUGUCUACAAUCUUUUGGGUCUAACAAGAAGCGACAUCUCUCAUCUAUUAGCUCGAUGUUUCAUUGCUUUAGACAAAUUGGAGCUUGCUCGCAAAGUUCUUCUGGCAGAACCAGAUUUGAGUUCCAAAACCGAAGAGUUGUUGGAAUAUUUUAAGGAAAACAAGCCUGAAGAAGUGGAGAACGAUAAUUUGAUUGCAUUUCAUGAAAAAACUGCACAACUCUGUGGCUCUUCUUAUAAACCAAAACCCACGCGACUUUUGUGUUCCUAUAAAACAUCAGGAAAACCUUUUCUUCGACUGGCUCCCUUUCAAAUGGAACAGAUCUCACAUGAUCCCGAUAUAUUUGUGUUCCACAAUGUGAUCUCUAGCAUAGAGAUUUCAAUUUUAGAGCGAGAAACGGAAGCAUUUAUGCUGCCUGCUAGGGUACUUGAUAAUGGGAAGUCGGUGUUGUCAAAUAUACGCACAGUGAGCAGCGUUGGGUUGCCCAAUAAAAAUUUUUCAAGGCAACUCAAUUCGCUGAUUACUCGAAUUAGACGGCGAAUAUCGGAUUUGUCCGACUUGAAUGAUAGUUAUUAUUAUUUGUCAGAGGUGCUGAAAUACGGUUUUGGUGGUCACUACAGCUUUCACAAUGACUUUUUGAAUAGUUCAGUAUUCAGGGACGAUCGCGUUGCCACCGUUUUGUUAUAUCUCAAUCAUGUGCCCAGUGGCGGUGGCACAAUGUUUACUCAGCUAAACUUAACAGUGCAGCCGGAGCCUGGCAAAGCUGUUCUCUGGCAAAAUUUGGACGUGGAAACUUUUGACUUUGAGACGCGUAACGAACAUGCAUCUUGUCCUGUGAAGAUUGGCACCAAGUUUGCAAUGGCACAAUGGAUACAUGAAAGGGAACAGAUGUUCACACGCCCGUGUCUAAAGCCUCCCAAAGCACGUGUAUAUCCGGAUAAAUUGUGAUGAUUUUGUAUUGA
Drosophila albomicans is the source of this 1598-nucleotide messenger RNA. RefSeq names its product prolyl 4-hydroxylase subunit alpha-2-like. Gene Ontology annotation, biological process: peptidyl-proline hydroxylation to 4-hydroxy-L-proline. NCBI's taxonomy places the organism in Eukaryota, Metazoa, Arthropoda, Insecta, Diptera, Drosophilidae. The transcript is spliced from 7 exons. The record is from RefSeq and is a predicted model, not a curated record. Gene Ontology annotation, molecular function: iron ion binding; procollagen-proline 4-dioxygenase activity; protein binding. The coding region runs from base 1 to 1584 and encodes 527 amino acids. Gene Ontology annotation, cellular component: endoplasmic reticulum.